Molecule: messenger RNA, 354 nt
Organism: Lodderomyces elongisporus
Lineage: Eukaryota; Fungi; Ascomycota; Pichiomycetes; Serinales; Debaryomycetaceae
Gene: RPS10
Product: 40S ribosomal protein eS10
Exons: 2
Coding region: 1-354 (117 amino acids)
Cellular component (GO): cytosolic small ribosomal subunit
Molecular function (GO): RNA binding; structural constituent of ribosome
Source: RefSeq, a predicted model, not a curated record
AUGCUCAUUCCUAAAGAAGACAGAAAGAAGAUCCACCAAUACCUCUUCCAAGAGGGUGUCGUUGUCGCUAAGAAGGACUUUGACCAACCAAAGCACGAGGAGAUUGACACCAGAAACCUUUACGUCAUCAAGGCUUUGCAAUCAUUGACCAGUAAAGGUUACGUCAAGACCCAAUUCUCAUGGCAAUACUACUACUACACAUUGACCGAUGAAGGUUUGGACUACUUGAGAACUGAGUUGAACAUCCCAGAAGGAAUCUUGCCAUUGACCAGAUUGAAGGCUGCUCCAGCUGAAAGACAAAGACCUGGUAGAGCUGGUCCAGGUGGCAGAGGUGGUUUCAGAAGAAGAGAUUAA